Falco peregrinus (peregrine falcon) is the source of this 2404-nucleotide messenger RNA. It is a transcript of the gene RUNDC3A, whose product is annotated as RUN domain containing 3A. Bases 1 to 1716 code for a protein of 571 amino acids. The record is from RefSeq and is a predicted model, not a curated record. The transcript has 12 exons. Lineage: Eukaryota; Metazoa; Chordata; Aves; Falconiformes; Falconidae. Gene Ontology annotation, cellular component: cytosol.
AUGGCCGGCUCCGGACCCGGCCUCCUCCUUCCUGCCCCGCCUGGCCCCGCCAGUGCCGACGGCCCCCGGCCCCCCAGGCUGGCCUGUCUUGGGCCCCCCCGGCCCCCCCCAGCCCCGCCAGCGGCUCUUGCAUCAGCCCGGUGCGCCGGGCUGCACCUCACUGAUAACGCCCGGCUGGUGUCAGGCCCCAUCCCGCUCCCCCCGCGGCCCCCCACGGCCCCCGCGGCACCCCGAGGCCAGGGGGGGGGCGGCGCACGGCCCGUCGGCGUGGGCAUCGCGGGGGGCGGCGAGCGCAGCCUGCACGGCGCGGGGGGCCGCGGCGGCGCGGGGGGGCCGCGGGGGAGGGGGGGCCGCGGGGGAGGGGGCAUCGCCCGUGGCCGCGGCCCCGGGGCCGGCCCGGCGGGGCGCGCUGCGGCUGCCAUGGCUCUGGGGCUCGCCAAGAAAGGCUCCUCCCGGAACAUCGCCGUGGAGAGGAAAAACCUCAUCACCGUCUGCAGGUUCUCAGUGAAGACCCUGCUGGAGAAAUACACAGCAGAGCCCAUCGACGACUCCUCUGAGGAGUUCGUUAACUUUGCCGCCAUCCUCGAGCAGAUCCUCAGCCACCGCUUUAAAGGCCCAGUCAGCUGGUUCAGCUCGGAUGGGCAGCGAGGCUUCUGGGACUACAUCCGCCUGGCCUGCAGCAAGGUCCCCAACAACUGCGUCAGCAGCAUCGAGAACAUGGAGAACAUCAGCACCUCCAGGGCCAAGGGCCGUGCCUGGAUCCGCGUGGCGCUGAUGGAGAAGCGCAUGUCUGAGUACAUCUCCACGGCCCUGCGGGACACACGGACCACCAGGCGGUUUUAUGACGACGGGGCCAUCAUGCUGCGCGAGGAGUCCACAGUGCUGACGGGGAUGCUCAUCGGGCUCAGCGCCAUUGACUUCAGCUUCUGCCUGAAGGGUGAGGUGAUGGACGGUAAAACACCCGUGGUCAUCGACUACACACCCUACCUGAAGUUCACGCAGAGCUACGACUAUCUGAGUGAGGAGGAGGAGCGGGGCAGUGUGGAGAGCAGCACAAGUGAGGACAGUUCCCCUGAACACCCCUACCUGCCCCUGGUCACCGAUGAGGACAGCUGGUACAACAAGUGGCGCAAGAUGGAGCAGAAAUUUCGCAUUGUUUAUGCCCAAAAGGGGUACCUGGAGGAGCUGGUGCGGCUGCGGGAGUCACAGCUGAAGGACCUGGAGGCAGAAAACAAGCGGCUGAAGCUACGCCUGGAGGAGGUGAUGGUGCAGAACCAGCUGGAGAAGAGGGAGCUGGAGGGCGUCAUCCUGGAGCUGCAGGAGCAGCUGACGGGGCUGAUCCCCUGCGAGAACCCGCAGCUGGCCCAGCUCUCCAAGGAGAUGGUGACACCCUUGGUGAACCAGUGGCCAUCGCUGGGGACCCUCAACGGCAAUGAAAGCAGCUCAGACAGCAAGCUCUACCGGAGGCACAGCUUCGUGAGCACCGACCAGCUCUCGGCCGAGAACAGCCUCAGCUCCGACUCCCAGCGCCUGGGCGAGGGCAAGCGUGAAGGCGAGCCCUGGGGGCCCUUGGGGAAGGACCCCACGCCCUCCAUGCUGGGGCUCUGCGGCUCCCUGGCCUCCCUGCCCAGCUGCAAGUCCCUGGCCAGCCUCAAGUCCAACGAGUGCCUGGUGAGCGACAGCACCGAAGCCAGCCCGACCCGCAGCCCCAGCUGAGACCCCCGGCCCCCUCGCCGCCCCCCAGCCUGGCCGCUCGGCCCAGCGUCGUGGCGGAGGACUGACCACGCAUGUCCCCCCUCGCUGUCCUGGGACCGACGAGGGACUCGCCGCACCCACCGGGGAGGCUGGGGACAAGCAUCCCUCUCCCCAUCUUGACACCCCACGCCAGCCGCAACUCGGACCCCCAGCUGAAGACAUGGACCCGUUGGGAUGGGGGAUGCUGGACUGGGACCCACAUGAGCUGGGGCUGGGGGGCAAACUGUGCCAUGGGGGGAUGCAGGGAGUGAUUGCUGCUGGGGAGCAAGGGAGGGGGCUCAGGGCCAAAACCCCUCCAGGGGUGAGGGUCUGGGCACAGCCCCCUGCUCAGCCCAGGAGCACUGCUCUUCCCUCGGAUGCCCACCCGGGCUUUGCGUGCCCUCUAGUGCCCAGCCUCCCCCCCCCCGCCCCCCCCAGGCGCUGCAGGGGGCGCCUGUCCCUCCCUUUGGGGACCUGCUGGCCCUCCUUGCAGCAGCAUCCUCACGACAGGGAUAGGCUCCCCCCUCCCUUCUCCUUCCCAUCCUCCCCUGGGUUUUGGGUUGUUUUGGGCGAUUUUGGUUUUUAAUUCAGCCCCACCUGCCUUGUUGGAGCGUAAGGAAUCAAUAAACGCAGCAAGCAGAUCCAGCCUCCGUGAGCCCCCGGGCUGGGA